This is a messenger RNA of Hypomesus transpacificus, 1452 nucleotides long. RefSeq names its product cysteine-rich and transmembrane domain-containing protein 1-like. The transcript has 3 exons. The record is from RefSeq and is a predicted model, not a curated record. Gene Ontology annotation, cellular component: extracellular exosome. Lineage: Eukaryota; Metazoa; Chordata; Actinopteri; Osmeriformes; Osmeridae. Bases 186 to 593 code for a protein of 135 amino acids.
GCCCCCCACACAAAAGAUACGCACUAUGUUUUAAGAGAAGACGCGGUGGUUGUGGUCCACAAUGCGGUAAAGAUUUAGAAAUAAUACACAGCACGUUUAAGGAUCAUUUUUUUAACUCUUCGACUUCAAACAAUAAAUUAAAGACCAAACUACAGUUUUCAAUAAGGUGACUCUCAGGUCUUCAGAUGAACUUUGAGCAGCCUCCUCCGUACACGGGCCCUGGCCCCACAGCCCCAGGGUACCCCGCCCAAGGCUACCCUCCUCAAGGCUACCCUCCCCAGGGCUACCCUCCCCAGGGCUACCCUGUCAACAUGGACCAGCCCAACCCGGCCUACCCCAACUACCCGCCUGGGCCCAUGGGGCCUGGAGGCCCUUACCCGGGCGGCCCUGGACAGCCCCCUUACCAAGGCUACCCUGGGCAGCCACAGCCCGGCUGGCAGGGGGGCCCCCCUCCUGGUCCAAUGUAUGGAGAGGCUCCUAAGAACACAGUGUACGUGGUGGAGGAGAGGAGGAGAGACGACACCGGAGACACGUGUCUCACCGCCUGCUGGACGGCCCUCUGUUGCUGCUGCCUGUGGGACAUGCUGACAUAACGCUCCCCGACCCCCGACCCCAAGUCUCCCCUCUCUGUGCCUGUCUCCCUCUGAGCCUUAACCUUCCUCCAGUCCCGCCCUCCCCCCUCCUCCCCCCCCCCCCCUCCAACAUCACCUCCACUGCCCCCUCCCCCUCUCAUCCUCGGGGCUACUCCUUAGCAGCUGACCUCAUAAAGCUUCUAAGCAUCCCCUUAAUCUCAGGCUCUGUACUGUAGAUAAGAAAACACACACACACACACUUUGAUGGAUACUCACAUGUUUUUUUUGCGUAGUCACGCAUGUACACAUGCACGUACACACACCCAGACAGACAGACAGAUCUCAGGCUUGUGUAGUGAUCACUUUUCCUUGGCACUUUAAUAUCUUAUCACCUGUGUAAGAUACUUCACCUGCCUUCGCUGUCCCACCCCGUCCUAAACAUUUGCACGGUCAUACUGCAAACGUAACUCCUAUGCACUUCCUGGCCCCCCCCCCCCCAUAGAUACCAAUACUACUGGAUUCCACAGUGCUUCAUGGUCACCUCGUUAUGAAGGUUAUUGCUUGAAAAGUCUCCUUUGUGUUUUCACAAUAGCUGUGGUUGCUGAUGUCUGUCUUAAGCUGAAUCAAAUGACAAUAAACUGAAUGCAUUUUUGAAGGCGAUUUAUGUUCGAUUGACUGUAUUCUCGAUGCCUGCAAUGUUGUUAUCAUGCUGACCUUAACAAGUCUGAUUUCAUUGUUGUUUUUAACACGCGUUUCUUUGACAUGUAAAAUAAAUAAUUGUGAAAUCCAGAUAAACUGAUGAAACCAAAUGACUUGGUAAAUGCCUUUGCUUGACUUGAGAAUCUUGCAUUAAGAAUAAAUUAUUCCCGAGACUAAAAAA